Molecule: messenger RNA, 1848 nt
Organism: Paramecium pentaurelia
Lineage: Eukaryota; Ciliophora; Oligohymenophorea; Peniculida; Parameciidae
Source: the annotation of a GenBank genome assembly
AUGAUUAAUAAUAAUGAUUCAGAUUAAGAACUUAUGUAAUAGAUUCUUUCUCUUUAUGCUGAUCGAGAAGAGAAAAUAAAUAAGAAUUAUCACAUUCAUUCCAAAUUUAAUUGUGAUUGUUCAAGAUGUCAACAUUAACCAAUGACUGAUAAUCAAAUAAAAAAGGAUUUAGUUUAAGAUGAAUUCUAUAAUUAACCUAGUGAUAGAUAUCUACCAGAUGAUUAGACACAUGUAAAAUUUAUGAAGAAAGAUGGAGGAUCACAAUUAAUACCAUAAAUUAAAGAUCCUAUUGAUUUCUUAGGUCUCUCAAUUAAAAUGAUGUAACCAACAAAAAAUGGUAAAACAUUAAAUCUAAGAGUUAUGGAUACAUUAUUCUUCUAUUAAAGAGAACCUUGUGUUUUGAUAUAUCACGAUAAAGACAAAGGUCUUAGAAUCAUAAGAGACAGACAUUUAUUAACAAAUUUAUAAGAAUUAGGAUAGUUUUUAGUAAAAAGAAGAACAGAAUAUGAUAUAGAAUUAAGGAUUGCAACAGAGAAAAGAGAGAAUAAAGAUUUUAAUAAUUUAGAAUUUGAUUAAAAGAGUGCUGAAAUUUAAUAAGGAAUUAAAAAAUAUGUUUAGAAUAUUGGAAUCUAAAAGGAUUUUAUUUUAGUUAAAUUUAAAAAUGGUGGAGAAUAGAUAAUGUCAUAAUUAGCUGCUAUGUAAUUGUUUGAAAAGAGAAAAAUAGAUUCAAUAUGGGAUACAAUAGUUAUGAUUCAAGCAUAUCCAUAUGAUUUUUAUGGAAAACUUAUUUUUAAAGCAAAAGAGCCUACAGAAAAAUUUGAGAAUAAUAGGUUAUCAAAAUAAUCUAUAGGAAAAGAUACAAAAAAAGUUAAAGAAGAAGAAAAACCAACUGAAGUUAAGCAAAGUAAAACAAAAAUAACAGAUGAUAGUAUGAAAUUAACUGAAGAAUAGAAAUAAAUAUUAAAUGAAAUAAAUAAGACUAGAUAUCAACGUAUCACAUAUAUUAAAGAUGAUAUUAAAUAUUAAGAGCAAUUUGAUAAAGCCUUAGAAUAAAUUUGUUAAAUAAAUAAUCCUAAUUUUUAGACUGGUAAUCAUAUCAGACAACAUGAAAUUUAUUUAAAGGAAUUGAAGAAGAAAAAUAUGUAAUAAUAUUUAUAGUAAAUUAUCUAUUAUAUUUUUAGUUAUCAUAUGUAUUAAAUUGUUCAUUUUUUUGAAGCAUAUCAUUAAAGAAAAAUAAUGAAAUUAAGAAUGGAUUUUGCUAAGGAUGAUUUUGAUAAUCUAUAUAUAAUAGAUGCUGGAUAAUUAUAAUUUAUAGAUGUAAGAAAGAUUGAAUGGGAUGAAAUGAUAUUAAAAGAGAUAUCUUUAAUUAAUCCAGAUUAUAAAUAAUUAGUAUUAAGAGAAAUUGAAGAAAAGGAAAAAUUAUAAAGAGAAGGUGAGGUAGUAGUCAAUCAUUAAAGGUAAAAAUAUUUAAAAUAGGCUUUUGAUGAUGUUGUAGGUUAUUUUAGAGAAUAAUAUAGUAAAGCUAUUGAUAAAUGUGAAUCAGAUUUAUUAAAUCAACCAGAUAUUGAUAAGACUGAUGAAAUCUUUAAAAAAAUAAAUCCUAAAGCAGAUUUAAAGUUUUCAGAAAUGUUAGCUAUUCAUAAACCUGAUGAGAUUAUUAAAUAGAAAGAUUUGUUGAGUAAUUUCCCAAUAGAUUAAGCAAGAUUCUUAAGUCAUUAGAAAUAUUAUAGAUAAUCUAAAUAAUUGGUUGAAAGUAAGGAAAAGUAUAAAAAAUAAUUGAGAUUAAGUGCUAGUAAAUUAUCAGCAGUUGAUUUAAGAUCAUCAAAAUAUGCAUUUACUACUAAAUGA